AUGUCCGUCCAGGUAGUCGACGGCUUCAGCCUCACCAACCGAUGGCUCCUCUACGCCAGCCUGAUGCUCGCCCCCGCGCAGUUCGUGUCGGGCAUCGGCAGCAACUGCCCCAGCAACAUCGGCUUCCUCGCCUACAACUGGUACACGCAGAUCCAGUGGUACCAGGCCGUCCGGGCGCAGGAGCUCCACGCGCUGUCCCUGCUGCCCGUCCACUUCAACCUCAUCUACGCCAUCACGUACCUGGGCGGCAUCACCAGCGGCAACCUCUUCAUGGCCGUCGUGCUGGGCGUCGGCACCGCCGGCGUCAUCGUGCUCAACACCGUCUCGGCGUGGGUCAGCUGGGCGACCAACAUGCCCGAGGGGUACGACGCCUACCAGUUCUUCUUCUUUGGCUGGCGCACCCUGACCCCCGGCUGGCACAAGUUCGUCCUGGUCUGGCAGGUCGGCGACUCCAUGUUUGCCCUGGCGAGCGUGCUCAUGGCCAUCAUCACCGCCAUCCGGUUCGUCUACAUUGACGAGGAGGACGACUCGUCGCGGCUGGUGCCCUGGCGCAAGGGCACCGGGCCCCGGAGCAACUUGGCGCUGUGGCGCUACCCGGCCAUUCCGCUCGGCGCGGCGGCCGUCAUGCUCGGCGCGUGGCCGCUGGUCUUGUGGACGGAGCUGAUUGUCCAGAGGAACAAGAUCGAGUCGGAGACGGACAUGGUCGCCGUGUGGCUGUUUGUAGCCCAGGCGGCGGCGCUGGUGGCCCCGAGCUGCGGGGACGUAUGGCGGGUGUUCUCUUGCGGUUGGAGACGCCGCCGCGAUGAACAGGCAUGA
Messenger RNA from Ustilaginoidea virens, 816 nucleotides. RefSeq lists its product as uncharacterized. The transcript has a single exon. Lineage: Eukaryota; Fungi; Ascomycota; Sordariomycetes; Hypocreales; Clavicipitaceae. The record is from RefSeq and is a predicted model, not a curated record. The coding region runs from base 1 to 816 and encodes 271 amino acids.